Molecule: messenger RNA, 2517 nt
Organism: Papaver somniferum (opium poppy)
Lineage: Eukaryota; Viridiplantae; Streptophyta; Magnoliopsida; Ranunculales; Papaveraceae
Product: mitogen-activated protein kinase kinase kinase 7-like
Exons: 2
Coding region: 67-2106 (679 amino acids)
Biological process (GO): protein phosphorylation
Molecular function (GO): ATP binding; protein kinase activity
Source: RefSeq, a predicted model, not a curated record
UCCCAAUUUUGCAAUUGUUUUGAACAUUCAUCGUUUUUCGCCGUAAUCUGAAUCUCGGCACUAGGAAUGGAUCAGUUCAGGCACUUGGGAAAAGUUCUGGGGUAUCUAAAGGCAUUAAUGGUAUUCAAAGACGAUAUUCAAAUCAACCAACGGCAAUGUUGUUUGUUAGUCGAUGUGUAUACUCUCGCGUACGAAGUGAUUGCGGAAGAGAUUAAAAAGAAUUUGAGGUUUGAAGAGCGACAUACGAAAUGGAAAGCUAUUGAAAGUCCAUUGAAAGAGUUGCACAGAAUCUAUAAAGAAGGUGCACAUUAUAUUCAACAGUGUUUAGAAAUCAAAGAUUGGUGGGCUAAAGCGAUCUCUCUUGAGAAGAAUACUGAUUGUAUAGAAUUCCACAUUCACAAUUUUUUAUCUUGCAUUCCUGUUGUCAUUGAAGCAAUCGAGAUUGCUGGAGAGAUUGCAGGGUGUGACCACGACGAGAUUCAUAAGAAACGGGUAAUAAUAUCAAACAAGUAUGAUAAAGAUUGGAGGGAUCCAAAGCUUUUCCAGUGGAAAUACGGAAGGCAGUACUUAGUUUCGCAAGAUAUAUGCAAUAGGUUGGACACAGUUUGGCGAGAAGAUCGUUGGUUUCUUCUGCAAACGAUUCGAGAAAUGAAAAGCUCGACAAAUCUUUCAAAGCAAGAACAACGGCUUGCUGAGAUACUUAUACGAAAGCUAGAUGAUACAGAACCUGAAGCUCUAUUUCAUAGUUCGUUCCUAGUAGGUUCCAAGGAUUUUCAGGUGAGGAGGCGAUUAGGAAACGGAAGCAGCCAAUAUAAAGAGAUUCAAUGGUUGGGUGAAAGCUUUGCGGUGCGUCAGUUUUACGGGAAUAUCGAUAAGUUAAUUCCUAAUAUAUCAUUGCUCUUGUCGAUUACUCAUCCAAAUGUAAUGCAUUUCCCAUGGGGAUUCUCUGAUGAGGAUAAGAAAGAGAACUUCUUAGUAAUGGAGCUUAUGAAUAAAGAUCUCUUCAGUUACAUCAAGGAGAUAUCUGGUCCAAGGAAGCGUUUUAUUUUUUCAUUACCUGUUGCAGUUGAUCUUAUGUUACAAAUCGCAAGAGGCAUGGAAUAUCUACAUUCACAGAAGAUACACCAUGGUGAUUUAAAUCCUUAUAAUGUCCUUGUCAGAACAAGGAAUCCUUUGUCAGAUGGGUACUUGCACGCAAAAGUCUCCGGCUUUGGUUUAUCUUCGAUUAAGAACUUUAACGUGCGUACCCCCACAACUCCACAGGAGACACACCCGCAUAUAUGGUAUGCCCCUGAAGUUUUAUCCGAGCAAGAACACUCUGGAGACAACUGUGCAUUUCAGUAUUCCGAGAAAGCCGAUGUUUAUAGCUUUGGGAUGAUUUGUUAUCAGCUUUUGACGGGGAAAGUUCCAUUUGAGGAUUUACAUGGACAGGGUGAUAAACUGAGUAGGAACAUAAGAUCAGGGGAGAGGCCGUCUUUCCCUUUCUCUCCACCGAGAUAUAUCACUUCCUUGACGAAGAAAUGCUGGCAUGCUGAGCCUCUUCAACGGCCAAGUUUCACAUCCAUUUGUAGAAUUCUUCGCUACAUAAAGAGAUUAUUAUUAAUGAAUCCAGACCAUAGCCAACCGGAUGCACCGUCACCGGUGAUGGAUUACUGUGACAUUGAGCAAGGACUUUCAAAGAAAUUCUCGGAGUGGGGAAGUCACGAUCCACGAGUCAUAUCACAGAUCCCGUUCCAAAUAUUUGCUUAUAGAGGUUUUGAGAAAGAAAGAAUAAUUGUGAAUUUUAGAGAAAGGAGUUCGGAAUCUGGAAGUGACGGAGCUUCAUUAUGUGGUGAUGAGAAUGGGGGUACAUUAGAAGAUCCUUUCACACAGAUAGCGGAGAUGCCUACAAUUAGCUAUGAGAGGACAGAUCCUGUUUUGAAGAAAACAUUUUCAGCAAAGAAGUUCAUGGAUGGAAAAAUCAGUAAACCAGGUACACCAAGUCCAAGAGGAAGAACAAGACCUCCACAAUUGACUAUUUGGGGUCGUAAUCUAAACAACGAAAGUAUAAUGAGCCCUAGCAGACGUAAAGCAUCUGGCCAUUCAUCAGAUUCUGAUGUUAUGUGACAGGUACACCUGCAAGCCCCAGGAUGGAAAACAAUACCUCCGCAAUUGACUAUAUUGAGUCGUAACCUAAACAACGAAAGUAUAAUGAGCCCUAGCAGACGCAAAGCAUCUGGCCAUUCAUCAGAUUCUGAUUUUCCAUAGAAUUUCUGUAAUCAGCUUUGUAAUCUAUCUUGUACAUUAGGUAGUUUUUUUUUUUUUUUUUUUUUGCAAUGUUAAAUAUGCUUGGAAUCAAUUCGACAGCUGAUUUUGAUGUCUCUGAAAAAUUACCUCUCACGCGGUUGGUGAUGCAUCUAUGAUUAUAGAAUGUUAGAAGAGUGGAAAGAUUGAGAGGAAUUUGUUUGAAAGAGUUAUGGCUUUGUGCAACGGUUGUCUUUGCAAAUGAAGUUAAUUUAAUACGUGUGUAUUAGAACA